Molecule: messenger RNA, 471 nt
Organism: Cladocopium goreaui
Lineage: Eukaryota; Dinophyceae; Suessiales; Symbiodiniaceae
Source: the annotation of a GenBank genome assembly
GAUCUGUGAAGGGACAGCCACGGACAAAAUUUGUGACGCGCAUCGCAAUGCAGCUACAGGCUUUGAUGAAGGCACUGCCGCUCUUCGUCAUUGUCCGCCUCUCGUUGUUUCAGGACACGCUGUCCAAGAAGGAUUUGGCAAGCCCUUCCUUCACUCCACAGGUCAGUGCUCCCUUUAUGCCGGAGUCAAAGGAGGCCAUUGAUGCGAAAGAUCUUGAUGGCUUGAUGGAAGGCGUCUGGGCGAAAGGUCAAUUCGAGAAUGCGACCAUAUGCAAAAUGGUAGACUUGAAUCACAGCACAACCAAGACCAUCUCGGAGUGCAAUUUUACCUUGACUUAGCUCUGUAAAAUCUGUAAAUUAAAAAGUGGAGAUAUUGCACUUGAAAUAUCUCAGUCUGUAUGGGCGAAACGAGCGAACUGUUUGCAUUUCGCUAAACUGAUUGGGCACACCGUGCGGCACACCUGGAUUCGUU